AACCACCAGCUUGUGAUGUCUGGUGUUGGGUAGAUCAACUGCUCUUCAACCCGGCGUUUUCUUCCCAGUCGCCCAUCAUGGUCCGGAAACUGAACUGGUCCGAGUCGAAGCUGCUGAAAAAGGCAGACUUCAUCACCUACAAAUCCGAUAAUGAUCAUCGCGAUGCCGCUGUCAGGCGGAGAUAUAUGAUUCAGAAGCCCCAGGACUACCACAAGUAUAACAGGAUAUGUGGCUCCAUUCGCCAGCUAGCGCAUCGAUUGUCUCUCCUCUCCCCCGAAAGCGCCGUCCGCCAGAAACAUGAGAAGCUUCUCCUCGACAAGCUCUACGACAUGGGCAUAUUGUCUACCACUAGCAAGCUCUCUGCCGUUGAGCACGGAGCUACCGUUUCCGCCAUGGCGAGGAGGAGGUUGCCUGUUGUCAUGACGAGGUUACACAUGGCGCCUUCGGUGCAAGCGGCGACGAAGCUGAUCGAGCAAGGACACGUCAGAGUUGGCACAGAGACCAUUACAGAUCCAAGUUUCUUCGUGACCAGGAAUAUGGAGGACCUGGUGACUUGGGCACCUGGAAGCAAGAUCAAGAAGACUAUCAUGAAGUACCGCGACAAGCUGGACGAUUUCGAACUGUUAUGAGCGACUUUUUUGGGGUGGGCUGCUGUGGGAGAAUAUAUCAUGCUUGUCUUCAAACGAAACCGGCCUAUGUUUCUUGAUUUCUUGCGAAGAACAUUCUCGACUUUCCGGCUUCUUAACGACAACAUACUGGAGACCGAGGCUCGGGCUAUAUGAACGUGCCACGAGGUAUCCAGUAAUUACCUGCGAAUGGCGUCAAAGGCUAUCAAGGCCAAACUCUUUCGAAUGAGGUCAUUCAUGGAUCUCAACAUGUACAUGUUUGAAUGAGUGGGAAGAUGGAUAGAACAGAAACCAUUUCACUUCCUUCACGAUCCUCAGUCGCC
Messenger RNA from Sodiomyces alkalinus F11, 949 nucleotides. RefSeq names its product U3 small nucleolar ribonucleo protein IMP3. Gene Ontology annotation, molecular function: snoRNA binding; structural constituent of ribosome; rRNA binding. Gene Ontology annotation, cellular component: small ribosomal subunit; Mpp10 complex; small-subunit processome. The transcript has 4 exons. Lineage: Eukaryota; Fungi; Ascomycota; Sordariomycetes; Glomerellales; Plectosphaerellaceae. Gene Ontology annotation, biological process: rRNA processing. The record is from RefSeq and is a predicted model, not a curated record. The coding region runs from base 78 to 629 and encodes 183 amino acids.